AUGUCUUUCCGUCUGCAUGUCAUUCGGCAUGCCGAAGGAACUCACAAUCCUCAUCAUGACACCUCAAUUCUAGACCCAGAAUUAACAGAAACGGGCAUCCAACAAUCCAAAGCCCUGUGUCACGACUUCCCAUUCAAAGAAAACGUGGGUCUAGUAAUUGCAUCACCUCUACGCCGAACCCUCAAAACAGCCUUACUAGGCUUCGAGAAAUGUCUCGACAAGCAAUUCUACGCAAACCAAAGCGGCGUAGAGCAAGGCGCAAAGCUUCUCGUUGAACCAGAUGUUCAAGCGCAUUCAGCUCGACCUUGCGAUACAGGCUCAGAAUGGUCUGUGCUAAAAGCAGAGUUUCCCGAUUUACCCUGGGAUACGAUCGAGGUAGAUGAAGUAUUUCCUGCAAAGACGGGCCGGUAUGCGCCUCAAUGGGAAUUUUUGCAGCAGCGUGGAUGGGAUUUACAGAGCAGAAUGAAAGAGCAGUUUCGGGAGAUGGAGGGAAGUCAGAGGAAGGAUAUUGUUGUUGUGACACAUGGAGGGUUUAUGAAGUUUGUUACUGGGGAUUCGAGGUUGGGAGUCGGGCCAGCGAAGUGGGCGAGUUUUGAUGUUUCGUUUGAUGAGGAGUCGAGGUUGGUUUUGGGGGAGUGUAUUUCAUCUGAAUAG
Molecule: messenger RNA, 654 nt
Organism: Penicillium malachiteum
Lineage: Eukaryota; Fungi; Ascomycota; Eurotiomycetes; Eurotiales; Aspergillaceae
Product: histidine phosphatase family protein
Exons: 1
Coding region: 1-654 (217 amino acids)
Cellular component (GO): cytoplasm
Molecular function (GO): phosphatase activity
Source: RefSeq, a predicted model, not a curated record